UUCGCCCUCUUCUCAGCUGCUUUCAGUUGAAGGUGUGAGAUUACAAGCGAUCAAAUGGGAGUUGCUGAGAGGAGGAGAGACGCGGAGGCGGAGCUCAACCUUCCGCCGGGGUUCCGCUUCCACCCCACCGACGAAGAGCUCGUCGAGCACUACCUCUGCCGGAAGGCGGCGUGCCAGCGCCUGCCGGUUCCGAUCAUCGCCGAGGUCGACCUCUACAAGUACGACCCGUGGGACCUUCCAGAGAAGGCGUUGUUCGGGCAGCGGGAGUGGUACUUCUUCACGCCGAGGGACCGAAAGUACCCUAACGGGUUGCGGCCGAAUCGGGCGGCCGGGAGCGGGUACUGGAAAGCGACUGGCGCCGAUAAGCCGGUGGUCGUGCCGGACACCGGCCGGCCGGCCGCGAUCAAGAAGGCGCUGGUGUUCUACCACGGCAAGCCGCCGAGAGGCGUCAAGACAGAUUGGAUCAUGCACGAGUACCGGCUCGCGAACCCAAAUCGCUCUGCGACGAACAAGAAAGGCACCCUGAGAUUGGACGACUGGGUGCUGUGCCGGUUAUACAACAAGAAGAACAGCUGGGAGAAGAAGAAGACGCCAGUGAAAACAGAGGCGGCGGAGUCGCCGGAGACCAUCGCCGACAGCUUACGUACGCCGGAAUCCGACAUUGACCACGAAGGAUAUCCUGCCGAUUUCGACGAGCUAAUCCAAAGAGGUGGAUUCUAUCCCAAUCAGACAAUGAACGACGAGAAGCACAAGGAAGAGAGCGACUGGUUCACAGACUUCAACCUCGACGAUUUGCAGAGUCCGUUCGCCGAAAUCGAAUCAAUCGAUGUGUGGAGCCAAGAUGACUACUUCCCGUCGGUGUUUUCUCCAUAUUUUAAAUCGAGUAUGCCUUCAUUUUGAGAUCGGCGGAAGAACAGAGUGGCCCUCUGUUCUUUGAUAGAUUAGAUGACCUGAAGAAACCUUUCUCGGCGAAUUCAGUAUUAUUUCACUGGGGAAAGGAAUAUUUUUUUUUAACUUAUUUUUUAUAUAGUUUAUUGACCAAAAUAUGUUGGAUAAAAAAUUUACAAGAUAUUAACUGAAUUUAAUUCAAAUGAAUUAAAUUCACCUAUAUGUUGAUAUGAUCUGAAUUGAUAAUUUCAAACUAUCAAUAGAGAUUAAUUUUUAUUAA
Zingiber officinale is the source of this 1168-nucleotide messenger RNA. RefSeq names its product NAC domain-containing protein 67-like. Gene Ontology annotation, biological process: regulation of DNA-templated transcription. The transcript has 3 exons. The record is from RefSeq and is a predicted model, not a curated record. NCBI's taxonomy places the organism in Eukaryota, Viridiplantae, Streptophyta, Magnoliopsida, Zingiberales, Zingiberaceae. Gene Ontology annotation, molecular function: DNA binding. The coding region runs from base 55 to 900 and encodes 281 amino acids.